Messenger RNA from Aspergillus ochraceoroseus IBT 24754, 903 nucleotides. Its product is annotated as zinc finger CCHC-type containing 10. Lineage: Eukaryota; Fungi; Ascomycota; Eurotiomycetes; Eurotiales; Aspergillaceae. Bases 1 to 903 code for a protein of 300 amino acids. The transcript is spliced from 3 exons. The record is from RefSeq and is a predicted model, not a curated record.
AUGAAUCGAUACCGAAACGCUCCAGGGGUGAGAGGUCCUAGUAAAGCGACUGCCUCGACCCUGUGCCAAAAAUGCCUGAAACGAGAUAUCUAUGAGUGUAAAGUCUCCGCUCAAGAGCGGCCUUACAUGGCUCGUCCCUCGCGCACGCAACAGUUACAGAACCCGAAACUACGUCCGCAGCUUUCAACAGAAGUCCCAUCAGACCCUUCGCGCACUAAAGGUGUGGCGGAUGGCAUCCUGACAAAGAGGGAGGAAGAGCGCGGUCGAAAAAGGGAGCUCGAUGAACUCGAUCCUCGAGCGGAUCGAGACCAUGCGCCUAAGCGAACGAGGUCGACAUCUUCACAUUCAGUUAGCUCUGUGUCUACAAUAUCUACUGGUCGAUCACGCUCGGAAUCCCCACGUCGUGAACGGCCCACUGAAAGACCCAGAUCGAACAGGGCUAAUUCGCAAUCCUCUCCUCAUUCAUGGUCAAGGAAGAGACGCCAUAGUGACUCAUCUUCCGAUUACUCAGUUUCUUCGUAUUCGUCCGAGCAGAAGGCUCGAUCGCGCUCUCCCGAAUGGACAGGCGGAAGGAAUACAAGGCGGAGACGUCGAGAAUCUAGCCCCAAAGAACGGGGUCGCUCGCGGAAUGUAUCCCACCAUGAGGACCGGGGAAAUAGAAGUCGCAGUCGUGGUGUGGACAAGGGACGAAUUGCUCGAGAGAGACGGUCGAUGACGCCCGCAGAGGCCGUGGCUGAGAGUAACCACCAGAGAAGAAUUUCUCCCAGAGCCCAGCCUCGUGGUUCAUAUAAUGACCGGGGGCGGGAUGAAAGAAAUCACCCUCCUCCACCUCGGCGAGAACGGAGCCUGAGCCCCUACAGCAAGCGUCUAGCUCUAACUCAGGCCAUGAAUAUGGGGGGUUAA